AUGGCUAGCCCUCCUGUGCUAGCUUUCGAUGCUGAGGGACGUCCAGUGAAGUUUGACACCUGGCUAGAUGACCUGCACCUCUUCCUACAGCUCACUGCCAAGGAGGACAUCUCACUGUACGAUCACGCCCUAGGCCAUGCUACUGCCCCUGCUGCUACUGCUGACAGCACUGCCCGCUCACAGUGGCAGACUCGUGACGCCCACGCUCGCUUUGCUAUUCGCAACUCCCUGCCGAUAGAUGAACGCGAGCACUUUGGCCAGCACAAGACUGCGCAGGCACUGUACACUGCUGUCGUUGCCCGCUACUCCUCACCUGCCUCUGCCGCACUAGGCCGUCUCUCGCUUCCCUACCUGUUCCCCGACCUGUCCUCUUUCCACACAGUCGCUGACCUCAUCACGCACCUCCGCACUAGUGAGGCUCGCUUCCGCGCCGCUAUGCCUGAUGAGUUCCUUGCCAAGAACCCCCCCCCGCUCUGGCUCACUCUCUACCACCUAGUCACCCGCCUCCCUGACUCUCUGCGUGCAGUGCCUCUCGUGGCGACCCCCGCACCCCGUUCUUUGAGGGGUGUUCUCCUUCCCCCCUUCUUCCCUCUGUCGCCUCUGCUGCUGCUGUCGACCUCCUUGGUGCUGAGAAGGUCGGGACUGCGUCUGCUUCGAGCGGACGCCGCAGCGGCAAGGGCAAAGGGGGCAAGGGAGGAGGAGGUGACGGCGGGGGAGGCGGUGGUGGGGGCGGUGGCGGCGGUGGGGGUGGUGGCGGGGCGGGGCUGGAGGGGCAAGUGGCAGCGGGGGGUGGUGGCGGCAGCGGCAGGGGAGGUGGCAGGGGCGGUGGGGGUGGCGGUGGACGCGGCGGCGGCAGGGGUUGGGGUGGUCGAGGAGGUGGGGGCGGAGGUGGUGGUCGUGGAGGCGCUGGCGGUGGCCAGAGCCAGCAGCACACUCCGUCGCCCCAGGAGGUCCGUGAGUGGUACUCUCAGCACGGGGGGGGGGGCGGGUGGCUUUAGCUGCACGUACGUCAUUCGCACUGGUGACCGCACUGGUCAGCCGUGUGGGGGACCGCACGCCACGCAGCGCUGCUUCGCUCGCCUCAACGACGCUUGGCGUGUUCAGUUCCCUCAGGCCACUGAGCUGCCCCGCUGGGUUGAUCUCCUGAAGAAGGGGAUUGAUAUCUAUGCUCUAGACUUUGAUGCUAUUCUCACUGCCAUGUAUGUGAUGUCUACUAGUGGAGAGGGUGCUGAGUACCUGUGUGUUCCGCCCGACCCGGGCAUUAGGACCAGUACGGCUGCCGCUCUAGGUGCUAGUACGUCUGCCGCUUCAGGUACUCGCGUGUCUGCUACCCCAGGUGCUGGUGAGGCUGCUGCUCUAGGUGCUUGUGCGUCUGCGCCCCCUGGUACUGAGUCGACUGAGGCACUACACACCUUCACACUGGACUCAGGUGCUUCUCGCUGCUUCUUUCGUGACCGCACUGUCCUUGAGCCGCUUGCUCGGCCAGUUGCUGUCUCCCUCGCUGACCCCUCUGGGGGCCCGGUCGUUGCGACCUCCUCCACUGUCCUUCCCUGUCCUGCGGUCCCGUCAGGCACACUGUCAGGUCUCCACCUCCCCUCGUUCUCUACGAACCUGGUGGCAGGGUGUGCGCUCCAGGACGGGGGUGUUCACCAGUUCACCCCUGACUACGAGCGCGUGCACGUGUGCUCGUACGGGCCGCCACUUGGCUACCUUCACUCGGCAGCCGGGGUCGGACCUGUACACACUGACCACUGA
This is a messenger RNA of Closterium sp. Yama58-4, 1755 nucleotides long. NCBI's taxonomy places the organism in Eukaryota, Viridiplantae, Streptophyta, Zygnematophyceae, Desmidiales, Closteriaceae. The record is from the annotation of a GenBank genome assembly.